This is a messenger RNA of Periophthalmus magnuspinnatus, 1720 nucleotides long. RefSeq names its product chromosome 1 C6orf120 homolog (gene c1h6orf120). Bases 167 to 733 code for a protein of 188 amino acids. Lineage: Eukaryota; Metazoa; Chordata; Actinopteri; Gobiiformes; Gobiidae. The record is from RefSeq and is a predicted model, not a curated record. The transcript is spliced from 2 exons.
CCCGUUUCCUGUGAGCUGCAUAUAAACACGACAGAAGAAACGGCAGCAGCAGGUUGUUCAAGAAAAUCUGCAAAUGACAGCUCCAUAAGUCUCCCAAAACCACCGAUUUACAACCUUUUAUUAUGUGCGCUAUGGUCCAACUCUACACAAUUCCCAUGCAUUCACCAUGAUGCCGGCUCAGUGCCCUGUGGCCAUCCUCUUCCUCCUCCUCCUCUCUCUGCCCCUCUCUCUCUCCUUCCUCAGCUCAUCUGAUGACCAGGAAACGGUGCCUGAAGAAUGGGUCCUGCUCCACGUAGUCCAAGGCCAAAUCGGGGCCGGAAACUACAGCUACCUUCGUCUCAACCAUGAUGGGAAAAUUAUUCUCCACAUGCGCAGUCUUCGCGGGGAUGCUGACCUCUACGUUUCGGAUAAAACUCUUCGCCCAAGUUUUGACACGUACAAGCUGCAAUCGGCAACAUGUGGGCAAGAUAUUGUCGUGGUACCUGGGGAUUUUGCCAGACCGGUUGGAAUUGGCAUUUACGGACAUCCCUCGUACCAAGAAAGUGAGUUUGAAAUGAGGGUGUUUUUGGAUGAUACAGUGCCUCAAGAUCCAUUCGAAGAUAGCACCUUGGAAAACGAACAAAAUCUGAAAAAAACACACGCAACUUCAUCAGACGAUUUUCAAGAAGAGGAGUCGAUAUUCUGGACAAUACUCAUAGGACUUCUUAAGUUAAUUGUGGAAAUUCUAGUUUGAAGUUGGGAAAUAGAGAUGCAAUUGUAAUUAUUUUUCUAAAUCUGUCAUAAAAAAUUAACUACAUCUUUGUAAGUCCAAUUUUGUUUUUUGGGGGUGGAACAAACGUAGGAUGCAGGAAAAAACUACCUCUGAGUGAAAUUGGAUUAACAUAAAUCAGUAUUGCAUCACAUUUUAGACCAACUGUUCUACUGGUCUCUAGUGGAACUCAAAUGACUAUUAUAAUAAAGAGAGUCAUUUACCAUCAUUAAGACAUGCUUUACAACUCUUAUACAAUAUUAACCAAUUACAUUUUGGGUGGAUGAUAUGGUUAAAAAGAAAACUAACAAAUAACAGUCUAGGCCAUUUUGGUUAGAAUUCUAGUACUUUAUAUAUUGUCGUUUAGAGGUAACUAAAGCUCACUGGUUCUUAUGAGAGUUCAUACGUGACAGGUUGAAACAGUAUAUUCUUAUGUUAACAUUUAGCGCAGAAAAGUGGUUAAGAGCAGGAUGGGGCUGGUGAGUUACGCUGUUCACCCUUGAUGCCGUAGUUAAAAUUUUUGCUUUGAUUUAGCACAGAUAUUUAAAUUGUGUAGUCGUCAACUUAACUGCACCAUUUACUAUAAAUUAUGUCCUGUUCUUGCCAAUCCCAUGUACCCCGCCCAUAGUUACUUUGAAAGAGUUCAGUAUUAAAAAACUAGAUUGGAAGCUCAUCGUCCUUCGGUGUGAGCAUAAAAUAAAAUUCAAUCAGGAAACAGCUCAUGAUGGUUACCUGAGCCUGUUGUAGCCACAGUAUUACAGAAAAUUGCAAAACCUUAACUGGAACUUGUCUUUGUCUGUUUAAAUUGGACAUUUGAGUCUCAAGUCAAAUACCGUUCUUUACCUGUAGAACUUCAAGGAUGGAUUUAGUGGUUCAGUUUGAGGUUGGUUUUCUCAGAUCAGAAAUGUUCAACAGUGCCUUGAACUUCAGCCACAUAAUUUAAAGUUUGAUAAUAAAACAUUUUUUCAAUAA